Messenger RNA from Ahaetulla prasina, 6960 nucleotides. RefSeq names its product NACHT, LRR and PYD domains-containing protein 3-like. The record is from RefSeq and is a predicted model, not a curated record. The transcript has 7 exons. Gene Ontology annotation, cellular component: cytoplasm. Bases 1886 to 4414 code for a protein of 842 amino acids. Lineage: Eukaryota; Metazoa; Chordata; Lepidosauria; Squamata; Colubridae.
CAUAGCACGGUGUCAAACUGGUGGCCUGUGGGCCGAAUGUCAUGUGCAGGCCACGCAGGCCCACCUCAGCUCUGCGAAGGGGGAAAACAUCGCGAUAUGUCACAUGACGGCAAUAUGACACCACGAGUUUGACACCCGUGACAUAAACUGGCUCUGUGAGGAAUAUGCUACACAUCUGAUGAUCAAAGUAGCUUGACACUCGCUCUAUGUUGGAUUCCAACUUUAAAACAGACUGUGUAGAGUGGAGGUGGUGGGGUUACAUCUUGCAAGGGGAACCUGGGCAGAUUUUGGGAACUUGGGAAAGUGGACAAGGCCCUCUCAGCUGCUAGUUUGGCCACUUAUUAAAACUGCAUUGGAGGGGAGGCAGGAUUUUGUCUGGGUGGUAGUUUAUGCCUCCUUGAAUGAGGGAGUGGUCCUACCAAUUCUUAAAAGAGACAGUGGUGCACCCCUUCCUCAAAGGACCAUUGUGUGGUCCAACCACGUUUGACAGUUUCACCCACUCAGCUGGAUGUCUGAGGCUCCAACAGAUCACAGGAACAAUAUCGCAGCUCUCUGUCCAAAAGAGUGCAGUGUUAGGAAUAGCUAAGAUAUUGCACCCUCAAAUUCCCAGGCCAUAGAGGGUCCAACAUUGAGGAAGCCACAAAUAUAGGGUGAGAAUGGUUAUAUGUAUAUAUAAGUAUAAUUAAGUUUCUUAAUGUAUGAGAUAAAAUUAUUCAAAAUGCCUGCAAGCUGAAGAAAAUAAACUGAAGCGACAAGAUUUUGAUUUUUUUAAACAUGAGAUUACUUUACAAAAAAGAACUGUAUUGAAGUUUCUAAACAGAACUGUUGAUAAAAAUGGGAAUUGGUUUAAAAUGCAGAUUUCCAUUCAAAACUUACAAUUUUGAAAUGGCUAAGAUACAAAAUUUAGCAAUUGGAAAGAUAACAGCUGUCAUCAAGAAAAACUUAAAUAACACUGAUUGGAACAGUUGGGAAAUCAGAAGUUGAAUUAAUCGAGGAGGUUUCGUAUAAUAUUUACACUUUAAAAAUAUGUAUUCUAGGGUUUAAAUUUCACCAUAGGCAAAGAAGACUCCUCCUGGGGUCAAUGCAAGGAAUGGCCUUGGAAGAUUAAAACAAGCAGACACAGCUGUUCAAGAAAGAUUACAGUAUGGGUGAUAAGGAUUGAAACAGAAGCAAUCAUAGAGAAAAAAUUGGCAAGGUUGAGAAACUGCUGUAUCACACACCAAUUCCCACUGGAAAAUUUCUGUCUAAUUUGUGCCCAGGUUAUGUUACUGUAUAUAUCCCCUUUGUUCCCUGCCAGUGCACAUAUUUUAUCACUUUUAAAGUCUAACAUCCCUGCCUUCAAAAUAAAUAAAUGUCUCUUUCGGUGGAGCAGUGCUGAGAGAUGGAGAAAAAAAAAACACCUUAUUUCGGGCCUGUGUAACCCCAAAUGUUUUGCUUUCUGCGUCAGCUUCUCCUCCUCCUUUAGACUUUCAUUUUCGUUCUUGAAUGCCAGGCGGACUCCGUGAUCUAAAAGCGACUGUGGAUUGUGUGGAAAUCCGGCUUGCUUUGCGCUGGUUCUCCCAAAGGUGCUUUUUCAAGAGGCAGCUGGACUUUCUGGGUUUUCCUUGAAGACGUUUCGCUUUUCAUCCAAGAAGCUCCUUCAGCUCUGAUUUGCCCUGGUUCGCUUCUCUUCGGCUGCCAUUCCGGACCGGUGAGGCACUUGGGAGUUGCCCGAGUCCACGUAGAAUUAGACUAAGCAAACCGCGGGAGCUCUGCUCUGCAGACGCUGGGUGGGGCCGACCUCGGUCUGUUUUGGCAGGGGGCCGUGUUUAUCCGCAACGCAGUUCAGAUAAACCCAGGGGUGCCGAGGAUUGUGGCUGUUCCCUUUGUAGAAAAUGCCUGAAUUAUGGCCCCUAGCAUGGGAGGGAAGGGAGAGGCUCGUUUCUUGCCACCGGGGCAGAGGAGAGGAGAGGGGAGGGUCUGGCGCUGGGUAGCCUCUCCUUUGCCGGAUCCACGGAGAGAUUUUUCGACCGAGAGGGUCAAGGAGACCAAGCUGCAAAGCCAUAAGCUUGCCUAUCACUUUACAAUGGACACUGGAGGAGGAAAGAUGAAGGACUUGCUUGUAGAUGCUUUAGAAUGUCUUGAGGAAAGAGACUUUAAGAAGUUUAAGUCUAAGCUGCGAGAUGUAACAGUUCCUCAGGGAAAGAAUAUUCCACGUGGUCGGUUGGAAAAUGCAGACUGGUUAGAUCUGGUGGAGCUCCUUGUCGAAUUCUAUGAAGAGAAAGCUGCUACACUAAUGAUAACUAUCUUGGAAGACAUGGGUUGCAAGAAAAAUGCUUCCAAUCUCAGCAAAGAGCUCAAGGAUCAAAUUCAGGGUUACAAAAAAAAGUAUGCCAAGUAUGUGAAGGAAGAAUGCAAAAAUAUAGAAGAAAGGAACAGUCUGUGUGGUGAGAGCAUUCCUUUGAAUUCAUGCUAUGCAGAGCUGCUUAUUAUCAAGAAGCAUCAACCCCAAAAGCAGAAGGAGCAUGAACUCCUUGCCACUGGCAGGAUGCAUCUGGAAAUCCGGAGAACCAAUAACAAUCAUUUAUCAACGGACAUUGAAGAUUUAUUUGAGCCUGAUGAAUCAGGAAUUCCAAAAACAGUGGUGUUGCAAGGACCUGCAGGGAUUGGGAAAAGCAUGACUGUGCAGAAGAUUAUGCUGGACUGGGCUGAUGGGCAGCUCUAUCCAGAUAUGUUUGAUUAUGUAUUUUGCAUUCGUUGCAGGGAAUUGAACUUUGCUGAAAAAGUCAGCAGCUUGGCUGAACUUAUUGUUGAGCAGUGUCAGGACAGAGACGCCCCAGUGGAAGAAAUCUUAGCCCACCCUGAAAAACUUCUCUUUAUCAUUGAUGGUUUUGAUGAGCUUUCUCGCUUUUUAGAAUCCGAAGGUAAUUUGUGUGAGAAGCCUAAUUUCAAGGUGCCUUUGGAAAGUAUUUUAAUCAGCCUGCUGAGAAAGAGACUCUUGCCAGAGUCCUUUCUCUUAAUCACCACAAGGCCGGGUGCUCUAGAGAGACUGCAGCAAUACUUGAAGUGUCCCAAGUUCACCGAGAUCGUUGGCUUCUCUGAAAAAGGUCGCCGUGAGUUUUUUUCCAAGUUUUUUGAAGAGGAGAAGAAAGCCAAUAUUGCCCUGAGAUUCAUUGAAAAUACUGUUGCAGUGUCCACCAUCUGCUUCAUCCCAAUGGUGUGCUGGAUCAUUUGUUCUGUGAUUAAAAUAGAACUGGAAACUGAAGAUGAGAUUGCAGGCACCUUAGAUACCACAACAAAAGUAUUUUUGCAGUUUUCUCACAUUCUACUUAAGCACGAUAAUCCCAGAUGGAAAACCUCCCCUCAAAAUGAGCUCAGAAAACUUUGUUCUUUGGCCAGAGCUGGCAUAAUGCAACAAAAAAUCGUCUUUGAAGAGCAGGAUCUCAAAGAACAUUGCUUGGAUGUUUCGGCUCUUAAGGACCUCUUUUUAGAGAAAAGAGCUUUCAGGACAGGUUUGGGCAGGCGCAGUCUCUACAGUUUUUUCCAUCUCUGUUUUCAAGAGUUUUUUGCUGCCAUGUGGUAUAUACUGCCAGCGGAAUCAACAGAAGAGAUGGAUCACAUUAUGGCCGACCUGCAGAGAGUAUUGGUUGAAUGGGAGAUGCCAAAUAAUCAACAUUUUGCACUAACUGUAUGUUUUAUAUUUGGCCUGACAAAUGAAAAGACACACGUCUUCUUUGAGCAAACCCUGCAAUGCAAGACGUCUGACCUUGUAAAGCCUCUCUUAUUACAGAAAGCAGAAGUAGUAGCUGUUAAGAAACUCGUUCAAAAACACUAUUCCCUGCUAAAUUUUUUUCACUGCUUGUUUGAGAGCCAGGAGCCAGAAUUUGCAAAGCGUGUGAUGCAUCACUUCCAAAUUAUUGACCUUUCCUACAACACGCUGUCCGAAUUAGACUGCAAAGUCUUGGCAUUUUGUCUGCAACAUAGUACAAUUGAGGAUCAUUCCCUUAUCUUAAAUAUCUGCAGGUUGAAAUCUCAUCACAUCAAGGCUUUGGCUCCAGGAAUUAAGAACUGUACAACGCUAGAGUUUGGAGAUAACAAACUUGGAAACUCGGGAGUGAACGUUCUCUGUACCAUUCUGAAGCAACUGGGUAAUGUGGCUAAUUUAACACUUGAUCGCAAUUACCUCACAGAUGCUUGUGCCCAAGAGCUUUGUGCUGUUCUCAGAACUAGUCACAGACUUUACAGUUUAGAUCUUCAAGAUAACUCCUUCACAGAGAACUCUGUCCCAUUCAUCCAAGACUUGAUGAAAAAUUGCACCACCUUGACUAUUGUAUAUUUGUCUUCAAAUAGUUUUAAUGAAAGAGGACGAAGAUGCCUGGAUCUGCAAGCCAAGAAGAUAAAGGAAUCGGGACGUGACUUUUUGUUAUGGAUGUGACUGUACAUUAAAUAUCCCCUGAUAUUUAGGGAAAUAGCAAAAUUAUUUGACCAAACUUUUAACCAUUGAUUGUAACCCAAAGGUGCUUUUUCAAGAGGCAACUGGCCUUUCUGGGUUUUCUUUGAAGACGUUUCGCAUCUCAUCUGAGAAACUUCUUCAGCUCUGAACAGAUACUAAAAGCAAAUAUUUGGAUUAUAAUAUCACUAAAGCUGAUUUUAUUUAGAUGUAUUUCCAAGGUCCCUUUUUGUGGCCAAUUUACCUAGUAUGUAAAGUAUAAAUAUCUAGUGAAGGACUUUAUUACAAUCAGUACACAAUGGUGGAUGUUCCUGUGAAAUGUUAAUACUAAAUGAAGCAAUCUAAGACAGCGUCUCCAACCUUGGCGACUUUAAGCCUGGAGGGCCUCAACUCCCAGAAUUCCCCAGCCAGCAAAGCUGGGGGAUUCUGGGAGUUGAAGUCCUCCAGGCUUAAAGUCGCCAAGGUUGGAGACCCCUGAUCUAGGAAACCCAGUUUUGUCAUUAUUGUAUUAUUUAAAUUGUAUUUGUUCCAGUUAUUUUUUUCUGUUUAAUUGAAUACAUGUAUGAUUAUACUGUCUGAGGUCAGCUGCCAAUGAGAAAAAUUUGAAAUUGAGCUGCUUAGUGUAUUAAUCCACGAAAACUAAAACUAUAUAGAUAAAAAACAAUGAGACAGUUAAUAUCACAGAAGUGAGUAGAACCUACUAGCACAUAUCACAGAGAUAGAUCAGAACAUCAUAGGACAUCUUGGGGUAUUUUGUAAUAGAUUGCCUCCACUGUGUAGGAUUUAAAUUUCUAAUAUAAAAAUGAGCUAUUAUAUCAUAACCUCACAUUAUCUCUUUGCCAGAUUUAGUGAUCAUCCCCUGCAAAACUGAACAGCAGCUCUUUGCCUUUAAUCAAUUAUUGCCAAUUAUUUUCUCUGACAGACAAUCUGUCUUUAAAUAGAAUGAUAUGAAGGAAUGUUAAAGUGCUUCUGGUCAGAUAACAAAACCUGCCUAUUUUCAUAGAACCCUGGGUGCUGGCUUGUUGAUCGAAUUUUGUAAUGGAAUUAUGAAACUUUUCAAAUUCCCAUAUCCACUAUUCCCUCCUCCCACUGUCAAUUACUACUGACAGCAAGGAAUGGAGAGAGGUGCUUGGGCAUUUCACUUUGCUUCAGUUACCUAAAUAAGAUUGGUGAUUUAGAUCAGCGAUCACCAACUGGUGGUCCAUGGACCACUGGUGGUCCGCGAGAAAGUUUUGGUGGUCCACAGAAAAAUUAUUUGCAUUUUUUAUAUUGCACUAAAUCAGGAGUCCUCAAACUAUGGCACCUGGGAUGGAUACAUGCAAUGAACGUUUGUGUUGCUGGAGAGUGUCUCCCCCUUCAGAGUCUUUUUGUGUGGGUUGGAGGGGGGCAGAAAUUCUGACUUGGGGUCUGCUUCAGCCUCCUGGUGGGGGACUUUGGACGCUGGUGGUGAAGAGCCAGAGGUCCUUGUUCCAGUGGGACUGCCUCAUGGCCUGGAACUGGCUGACCAUCUCAGCCCGCUGAGUCUCUAGGCACCAGUACCUGGCCUUCCCACACUCCCACAGGUCUUCUCUUCCCUCUGCUUGGAAAGCCUAUGCUCCUGGUCCUCAAUGAGUUGCUUCUGCUAAGCCUCUUUCUCUGUCAGAUCCAAUUUGAACUGAGCUGUUUUGCCAACUUUCUUGUGGUGGCUGCUUAGUUCCAACAACUGCUUCCUAUUGGGGCCCUAAGCGAGUAGGGGCUGGGAGGGGAGGGGCAAGUAGAGGCCUGCGAGGUGCCCCUCGAUGUGAGUGACAUUUAGUUGGCCAUGCCCAUUCAGUCACAUGAACACCUAGCCACACCCACCCAGCCGGUCAUUAGACAGAUCAUAUUAGUGGUCCAUGGGAUUUAAAAUUAUGAAUUUGGUGGUCCCUGAGGUCCGAAAGGUUGGGGAUCCCUGAUUUAGAUACUAUGCACCUUGACUUUGCAGCAAAAGGACAGGAUCUGGUGGCUUGAAGCAGGAACAUGUCUUAGGCUUAUUUUAAUAAAAUUCUCUUUGUAAAAAAAGUUAAGUUGCUUCUCUGUAAAAAAGUCUACCUCAUCUUUUAAACACAUACAAAAAAACCACACAUCUCAAAAUUGUUUGAAAAGUUCCUUUCCCAUUACAGUCGAGAAGGAACAAUAUCCAUGUAGCUCCUUUUCCAUUUGCUGUUCCUGCCAUGGAACUCCUAUUUAUCGUUGUUCUGAGUUCACAGAAUUCCACUGUUUUGUAUUCCGAAAUACAUGUCUAAUACAGCUUUAGUUUCCACAAGAUCAAAAAUUAAUCAAUUCAUCAAUCAAAUCAAGAGCAGUUCACCUUCAUUUUACUAUGAUCCUGCUAUCAUAGUUUGAACCAUAAAGGCAUAUAUUACACCAAAACUAACAACUAUAUUAUGGUCUGGUUUACGUAAUAUACUAAGACAUCAGUGUGAUCUAUACAAUAUAGGAUGCCAUAAUGUAUUUUGUGGCAUAACGUGUGAAUUCAGCCACUGUGGUUUAAAUGUUUUAUCAUCAUUCAG